CUCCAGAGUCUUUCUCCCGCUGUCACAUCGCCUCAUCCGGCAACCCUACUGUCGCUCAUUCCCCUCCUCGAGCUGCAGGCAGAAUGGACUCCAAGUCUCAAUACUUCGAGCUAUUGGGCCUCGGCGCACACCGAUCCGUGCUCUCGAUCGCCCCGUUCCUGCUCGGCGGCUACCUGAUCCUCCGUCUCAUCCGAGAGUACGUCUACCGGAAAAGCCGAGGUGCAGCAACCAACUCGGUCGUUGGCAACAAACAGGACGGAGGAGAUACCGAAGUUGAACGCACGCCGGAGUUCGAAGAAUGCGAACUCAUUAUCAAGGUCAAACAGGAACCGGGCCAUGAUCGCGAUCCGAAGAGCUUUUCGAAACACUAUCAUGUCGAGAAGUGGGAGGAUGCGAAGCUGUCCGCCCCGGCCUCGGCUGUGCGCGUGGUCGAGACCAUGGCUGCCAACCCGAAGGUUCCCAUCCGCCGCCGGAAGGUCCCCCAAUGGAAUAACAGCGGCCCCUCACCGCCGCAGACACCUCUCUCACAUGGCGACCGCGACCGCGACCGCCCCCAACCCACCGCCCCCAACCCCGAAACACCACGCACCCCCCGCCACAGUGUCCGCAUCUCGAGCGGCACCAAGACUCCCUCGCGUGUCACCGUCGAGAUCCCACCACGCACCACCCCGAAGCCGCCCUACAUCCCGCCGCCCACCGACCUCGACGCACCCACCUUCUCCCCCGGCGACCUAGUCCUACGCCGGCGUCCCUCGCGCUUCGUGCACCCAGGCACCGCGGACGCAGACGAGUACGACGGCCCAUUCAUCCUCGCGUCGACGAGCAAUCCCGCGCCUGUGCACCUGCACCACGUCCGCGGCGCAAAACUGGCCUCGUGGGCGAAGCUGGAGCUGCCGCCGGCCUCGAGCGCAGAGAGGUGGACACAGGAGUCGAAGCUUGUGCACUACACGGGUGCACUCACGGUCGCGGAGCUGCGGGAGGCCACGAAGGAACGCGAUGGCACCUUCAUCAUGGAUAAGAUCCGGAGUGAGCGCUGGGUCCAGGCGAGGGGAGGCGUGCUCGCCAGGGAAUUUAGGGUUUCGUGGCUGGGGUACCCGUGUGAAGACGAUACGUGGGAGCUCGAGGGGAAGGUUUACAAUACGGAUUGGCACAUGAUUGAGGAGUUUGAGGGCAGGAAAGCAUAGUUAGUCGAUUGGGCGGGGGGAUCUUUGUUUCGUGACGUGGUUGGUUUGAUUGAUUUGGCGCUUUUUUCUUUCUUCAUUUCUUUCUAGAUGGGAUUGACUGGGCGAUCUGGGCGGUUGAGCUUUUUCUGGGAGGCAGGCAGGACUGAUUGGUGGGUGGCGUUUGUGAGCAUUUGUCGGGGUUUUGUUUGGCAUUUUUUUUCUUUUUUUCUUUUCUUUUCGUAGGACGGAUCUGAUCUUACGCUUGUAUAAUUUGGCGGGAUACCUAGACGCAUGAAUGGAUGGAUGGAUGGAAUAGGCCUACUUGCCCGGUGCCUUUACGGCAGGGAUCCGGUACCUUCUAUGGCAGAU
Tricharina praecox is the source of this 1532-nucleotide messenger RNA. RefSeq lists its product as uncharacterized. The coding region runs from base 84 to 1184 and encodes 366 amino acids. The record is from RefSeq and is a predicted model, not a curated record. Lineage: Eukaryota; Fungi; Ascomycota; Pezizomycetes; Pezizales; Pyronemataceae. The transcript has 2 exons.